This is a messenger RNA of Magnusiomyces paraingens, 2553 nucleotides long. RefSeq lists its product as uncharacterized. Gene Ontology annotation, biological process: proteasome-mediated ubiquitin-dependent protein catabolic process. Gene Ontology annotation, cellular component: GID complex. Gene Ontology annotation, molecular function: protein binding. The record is from RefSeq and is a predicted model, not a curated record. The transcript is spliced from 2 exons. The coding region runs from base 1 to 2553 and encodes 850 amino acids. Lineage: Eukaryota; Fungi; Ascomycota; Dipodascomycetes; Dipodascales; Dipodascaceae.
AUGAUUGUACCCCGCGAAAUAGCUGAUCAAAUCCAAAGCCAGGCUUCUUCUCCUGCCAGCCAGCUUGUUCUCAUCAAACAGCUCCGUAAUGCAAUCGUUGGCCACGAUGACGAGAAACUAGAACAUGCCUCCACAAAUGCAAUCCCAGUUCUUUUAUCCAUCAUAUCCUCCCCUACAGCCCCGCUUCCAAAUCGUGUUGAAGCUGCAACAACAAUCGCCAGUUUUGCAAUCGGCACCGAGGAAAUCAUCGAGGCUGUCAUCAAACACCCAGUCCUCGAUACUAUGGUGGCAAUCCUUUCCCCAGAUUUGGCCCCAGAAAUGCUCGCCUCCGCCCUCCGUACUCUUUCAGCCAUCCUCGAAGUCCGUCCUUCCCCAUCCGUUAUUUCCCGCUCCCCUACCCUCGUCCCAGCCCUAUCAGCAAUUCUUUACUCCCCUAAAACUUCCAUUAAUGUCCUUAACCUCACCUGCGACCUCAUCCCCCAACUCGGUUCAACAAAACUUUCAAUCAUGGCUCUCGCUCCACUUACCCUCCCACUCAUCCAACGUAUCGAAGCUCUCGCAAAGAAAUCCCAUCUCACCGUAGUCGCCUUUUUCCUUGAAUCUGCCCUCUUUGCAUUUUCCCAUAUCCUUACAGCAGACCAAGCCCUCUUCUUACUCAACGCAGACAAAUCUCCAGAAACUUCACAACGUGCCCUCAAAAUCCUCGGAUACUUUACUCCAACACAGUUCAUUGCUUCCCUACUGAGACUCACCCGUAACCCCUCUGCCGGUGUCAAUGUCGCUGCCAUUGCCGCCCUCACAAAACUCCAAUACUACGCCACUGACCCGGCCCAAAAACGAAGUCUUUCCCAACCUUUGCUCCCUGCCCUUAUACCUUAUAUUUUGGACCAAGGUAAUGCAACCUUGUCGACAAAUACCUCCUCCGAUAUCGGCCUGAUACCUUCUUCUUCCCCUCCAAAUACCCGAGUAUUUCGCACUUUUGCCAUCCUUUGCCGUGAUGACAAGGCCAUCUCUAUUCUGGCCCUGGAGGCCGGCGUCAUCAAGCGGCUGGCUGACAUUAUCAAAACUGCAGACACUGUCAACUGGACCAACUCAGAGCUCAUUUCCGAAUGUCUUUUAGGUCUAGCUGCAAUGUCUCUUCAUGACCAUAUCUUUCGCCAGCAAGUCAUUCUCACUGGCGUCCUCAUUCCAAUGCUCCAAUUUAUGCUUGCCAAGCCUGAAAAUCCCAUCAGUGCGGCUGCGUUUGGUCUCCGCAAAAUUAAAAUUGCUUCGUGCCAUUUAAUUCGCGCCCUCGCCCGCAGCAUCUCACUUCUCCGCACCUCUCUCACAACUAUCGACAUUGUCGACGGUAUCUACGGCCUUCUCAAGGCGGACCCUCAUGAGGUCGUGCGCGCUUACGAACGGCUCUACGGACCUGACUUUGAAGAUAAAGAACAGGCUUUGAAUGAUGAGCUCGGAAUCAAGUCUGCAGUCAUGGCGGCCGUAUGCAACCUUAUCCCGGAAUUUAGUGCUUUGCGUGAACCCAUGGUGGAACGCGGGUUCCUCGAGCUCAUUUUGGAAGGAGCUCAUAACUCAUACCCUCCAUUACGACUCAACUCGCUGUGGGCUCUAAAACAUGUCAUUUACGCAUUACCCCUUGAGCGCAAAGCAGAGGUCAUGAAUGGACUCUCGGCUGAGUAUAUCAUGGACCUUUGUCGCGACAAGGAACCUCAAAUUCAGGAACAGGCUUUGUGUUUUUUGCGUAACUUUAUUUACUCCAAAAACCUGGAUAUGCUUGUUACGCUGUUCGACUCCAUUGGUAUCGAAAAUUUCCUCAACAUGAUUGAGGACAAGAUUGUGGAAAACACAGACCCUGAAUAUUUGGACCAAACUCCUGGGUCUGUCAAUACUUCAGCCCAGGACGAGGAAGACGACAACGACAAUGACGACAAAACAAAUCAAGCAAUCUACGAGGUGGCACUAGAAACCAAUCCAUUUGACCUGCCACCACCAAGCAAUCCUGGGAGUCUACCGCCAUUACCACGGCAGUCGCCUGAGUUGUUCCGAUGGGGAUCAUCAACAUCUCAGGCAGCUAUGCUUGCAACGAAACUUGACCAGCGGUCGCUCAUUCUGAUUGCCGCCGAGUAUGUUCUCGUCCAUUUGGCAGCCAUCUCAGAUACAUAUAAAGACACAAUUCUGGGGCACCCAAGGCUCAUGAACCGUCUACUGCCGCUGUUGCGUCAUCGGGCCGCCGAGGUCAAGGUGGCAUGCUGCUGGAUUCUCAUCAAUCUCACUUACUGCGAGGAAUACGUGGCUGUUCCGAUCCAAAUCCCUCCCGGCGCAUCUGCAGAAACCGUGGCAGCCGUGACGGCCCCGUCAACAGAGGAAAACUUAGCGGCUGCAGCACAGCGCGAGGCUGCUUUGCAACACGAGCGUAGUGUCCGCCAACGUGUCAAGCAGCUGGCUAAGCUUGGGUUUCAAGAUCGAAUCAAAACAACAAUGAAUGAUGGCACGUUAGAUGUAGCGCAGCGCGCAAAGUAUGCCUUGUCAUUGAUGGAGAAGUAUUCUGAAUAG